Messenger RNA from Peromyscus maniculatus bairdii (prairie deer mouse), 3058 nucleotides. Lineage: Eukaryota; Metazoa; Chordata; Mammalia; Rodentia; Cricetidae. The record is from RefSeq and is a predicted model, not a curated record.
GAGCUUAUGUAAUUAGAAGAGACACCCGGUCCCCUCAUUUAAAAGCCUGUUAGCAUAUGACAGUCUCCUUUGAAGGGAAGGCGAUCCUCACCACGCCACGGCUUCUUUCUGUGAUCUUGAAGUUCUCUCAUACUCCAGAUAAGCCUUGAUCUGAGGAGGAGCUGAAGCACCAUGGGACCUUCUAGAGUAAUCAGGAAGACGACUUCCAAAACCUGAUGUGAUGUCUCCUCCUGGAGACGACGCACGAGGUGCAGGGAAGGGGCGGUGGCCUGACCCAGGACGAUGAUGACGCAAUGCUGAAGAGUGAGCUGGAGGAGAGGAGCAACAGGCACCAUGGAAAAAACAAAAACAAAGCAAGGAGAGAAUGAACAUAUGCCGGUGAAUAGCCCUUCCACACAGAUCUACCAGUUGCAGGCCCUGGCCUCGGAACUGAAAACCGGCUUCACAGAAGCAAUGCAGGAGCUGACGAGGAUCCAGCAUGGAGAAUAUGCUUUGGAAGAGAAGGUUAAGAGCUGCCGAUGUUCCAUGGAAGAGAAAGUCACCGAGAUGAAGAAUUCCUUAAACUACUUUAAGGAAGAGUUGAGCAAUGCGAUGUCGAUGAUUCAGGCCAUCACUUCCAAACAAGAAGAAAUGCAGCAGAAAAUCGAGCAGCUUCAACAGGAGAAGCGAAGAGAAUCUCGAAAGGUUAAAGCCAAGAAAGCUCAAAAGGAAGAGCAUGGCGCACAGGCCGGACCUGCAUCUGCGCCUGCGCAAGCCCAAGGAAGCCCCUUCCGCUCCAUCAAUGUCCCCGAGUCUGGUCACCCCAGUGACGACUUCACCAACAUUAUGCCUUCUCAAACCUAUGAAAAAGCCCAGGAGUCCAGAUCUGUUCAUGUAGGAGAUGGCAAUGUGAAGGGAAUGAUGGGUCCUGGAGUGAACCCAGCAAAUCCAGAAGCAGACGAAAGUCUUAAACCCUCUCUCUCAGCUGAGAUCCAGUCCAAGGGCCAUCACACACCGGGCCUGUGGAGACAGCCCAAGGAUGGCAAAGAGUGGGGCGAGGAGUAUGUCACAAAAGACCACCCAGAUAAACUCAAGGAGGCUGGCCAGGGCAGGCACAGCUCCUUGGAAAACGUCUUAUGUGAAACCUCUUUAGCUGCAAAAAGGCAGACCGUGGCUCUCGAGCUGCUUGAGUCUGAGCGGAAAUACGUCAUCAACAUCUCUCUGAUCCUGAAGAUCAAGGCGACGUUCCAGGGCUCCGACGGAAAGAGGAAUUCCAAGGAGAGAAGCCUCUUCCCUGGCUCCUUGCGCUACCUUGUCCAGCAGCACUUGGAUUUGCUUCAUGCCCUGCAGGAGAGGGUCCUGAAAUGGCCACGCCAAGGAGUCCUUGGAGAUUUAUUCCUGAAGUUGACAAACGAUGAGAAUAAUUUCUUGGAUUAUUAUGUUGCCUACCUGAGGGAUUUACCCGAAUGCAUCUCCUUGGUUCAUGUUGUGGUUCUGAAGGAGGGUGAUGAGGAGAUUAAAUCCGACAUCUAUACCCUGUUCUUUCACAUAGUGCAGCGCAUCCCGGAAUAUCUGAUACAUCUCCAGAAUGUUCUGAAGUUCACAGAGCAGGAACACCCCGACUAUUAUCUACUGCUGGUGUGUGUUCAGCGCCUCCGCGUGUUCAUCUCUCAUUAUACGCUGCUGUUUCAGUGCAAUGAAGAGUUGCUUAUUCAGAAACGAAAGAAGCUCAAAAAGUCGUCUAUGGCAAAGCUGUACAAAGGGCUGGCUUCCCAGUGUGCCAAUGCUGGCCAAGAUGCUUCCCCCACCGGGGGCCCGGAGGCUGUCCGUGACAGUGGGAUGCACUCAGAAGAAAUGCUCCAACCCUACCCUCCCGCACCCAGCUCCGCCCCUGCUGUCACACAUCUGAUGCCCACGGCGAAGAAAGGCCAACAGCAGCAGAGCCUCAUGGAGAGCAUGCAGCCCGGGAAGCCGGGGGACUGGGAGAUGGAGGGCAGAAAGCACGAGCGGCCCGAGAGCCUGCUGGCCCCGGCGCAGUUCUGCGCGGCCGAGCAGGACGUGAAGGCGCUCGCCGGGCCGUUGCAAUCCAUCCCGGAGAUGGACUUCGAGCCGUCCCCGGCCGAGCCGCUGGGCAACGUGGAGCGCUCGCUGCGCGGGCCGCCCGAGCUCCUGCCGGACGCGCGCGGCUUCGUCCCCGCCGGCUACGAGGAGUUCGAGUACGGGGGCGAGAUCUUCGCGCUGCCCGCGCCCUACGACGAGGAGCCCUUCCAGGCGCCGGCGCUCUUCGACAACUGCUCGCCCGCCUCGUCCGAGUCCAGCCUGGACAUCUGCUUCCUGAGGCCCGUCAGCUUCGCCAUGGAGGCCGAGCGGCCCGAGCACGCGCUGCAGCCGCUGCCCAAGAGCGCCACGUCGCCGGCCAGCAGCAGCAGCGCCUACAAGCUGGAGGCGGCGGCGUUCUUCCCCCAACAGAGGUCCCAAAGCGAAAAACAGACCUAUUUGGAAGUAAGGAGGGAGAUGCACUUAGAGGAUGCCACCCGAUUCUGUCCAAAGGAAGAAAGAGAGAGUGAGCAGACUUCUUUCAGCGAUCAAAACCCCAGGCAAGACCAGAAAGGGGGCUUCCGCAGCUCUUUCCGCAAGCUCUUUAAAAAGAAGUCCAGUGGAUCAGAAUACAGGGAAAAAAGUAAUGAGAACCCCUCAAUGGAUCCUUCACCCACCAAACAAGAUUUCUUCAGAAACCGACUUGCUCUUGCAAAUGACCUUGACCAAGGAACAGCUGUGUAAACACACUUACAGUUGUAUUGUCAAGUGGUAAGAGGAGGGGAAAGCUUGUCUAUAUCUCUGCAGGAAUAUAUAUAUACAUAUAUAUAUAUAUCAAUGUAUAAAUCCCUGAGGAGAACUAAUAUAAAUAUUUACAUACGAAACUAAAUCAACAUACAAGCAAUUGAAGAGAUGAAGAUUAGUCUAUGGCUAAGACUUGACUUAAUGAACCUCAACACUUGGGAAAAGGGGAACGAAGACUUUUCACAUCAUUUCAGAAAAACAUAAACUUGGAGGAAAAUAAAUGUUUGUAAGAACAAAA